AUGUCUGCCCCACGCUGGUAUUUGAGGUCUUCGGACGAGGUGCCUGAGAGCGGCGCCUUUCCAUUUGCCAAGGAUUGGCGAAACCCAAACACAUCUUGGACAGGUGGUGACAAAGCGGCUUUUCUGAUUUGCUAUGCCCUGUUUUGGGUGUUAGUGUGCAUCAUCGUGCACUUCUGGUCCAAGAUCGUGAUUGCUUGUCGGCGUCUGAAGAGCAACAUUGGCUUUGGUGCAAGAGCACUCCGCAUGCGUGACCAGCAGAGGGCGCCGCUGGUGGAGGAUGUUUCCGAACUUUGCAGUCAGUCUGAUCACCUUGCGAUUGGGCCAACGCCGCCUUAUCCUGCAGACAGUGCGGCCAUGUUUGACUUCGAUGAGCUUUCUGGAGAAGAGGAGGCCGAGGAGGCCAAGGCCGCAAAGCAAGACGUGACCACAUCCUCGCCCACAGUCACAUUGGCCUCCCCCAGUCUGCAGGGGACAAAGCUCCAAAGCGAAGCUGGACAGGAAUUGACAGAGGUCCUGGUACGCCACGCUAUACACGGCUGGGAGCUCUCCGUCUCUCUUCCUCGAGACGCAUCGUUCGCGCACUUGAAGCGCGCUCUAGCGAAGCGCUUUCUGAAGGAAGCGGAAGCAUCUUUCUCAGGCCAGCUGGUUAAGAAGGAAGGUGGCAGCUACUGCUCCUACAAAGACAGCAUGGCACUGGGAGACCUCCGGGAAGUGCUGCUCGCUGGAUUCGAGCCAAAGGAAGCACCGAAUCCGGGAGAGAAGUUCCUCUUCGAGGAGAUUGAUACCGUUCGAGAUGCCAAACCGGAUCGCUCGCUGGAGUCUUUCAUUGCAUUGCAGAAGGCCUUGCGAUCAGGGUUCGCCGAAGCCAAGUUCCAGGAGCAACUCUCCAAGUUGAAGGAGCAAUGCGAGAAGGGCGAGCUCAAGAAGACAAAGUUCUUGGAGCAGAGGCAACAGCUCUUCCUCACCGUUCAGAGCGAAGUGUUGCCCAAGUUUGGAUACGAAGGGACGUCGCUUGGGGUGUACAAAAUGAUGGGCGACAUGAAGCCCUACGUCCAGGAGCCCGACUUUGUCGUCCUGGCUGAUGAGAUUAAUGCACUGCUUGGCAUUGACUACUCGCCGCCGGACACGUGGACUGCGCUGUCAGACAGCUGCCAGAAACUUAACGACGAGAAGGACGUUCGUCGAUUUGCUCCAGAAGCAAGACCUCGACCGAAGCAAGACCAGCGCAGACACGAGUUCAGGCCACCACUGGGCCUUCUUGGUCCCGUGGGUGUUCCCAGCCUGAUGAGUGGAAAGCCUUUGCGGAGAGUCAUCGAGCUUUUCGAGGAGCAGGCAAAGGCACGCCCUGCUUCUACAGCUUUGAUCGUCCCUUCAUCAGGCCGAGCCUCCAAGGAGAUCACAUACAAGGAAUUGGCUGCGUGUGUGGACGAGGUGGCAGAUACACUCCUGUCGCUGGGAAUCUCGUGCGGGUCAGUGGUUGCGCUGGUCAUGGACCGGAGCGUGGCACAGGUUGUGGCAGUGUAUGGCACUUUGAAGGCUGGUGCAGCAUUUCUGCCUGUGGACAACGAUGCCCCGCUGGCGCGCAAGCAGUUUCUGCUGCAUGAAAGUGAAGCAGCAGCAAUGAUUGCGGUCUCAGGCGACGAAGUGGCUCGUGAGCUCGCCACAGAGAUUGGCUGCAACUUCAUUGCGUUGCCUGCGGAUGGUUCACGUUCUGCGUUGCAGCUGUUGCGCAGACAGCGGUCGCGCGCCCACUCCUUCGCUUCCGACGGAGAGCCUGGAGCUGGCCCAAGCGGUGGCUACGCGGGUGGGUAUCGUCGUCCCGAGGCGUCCGACAUGGCCCUUCUGAUUUACACGUCCGGUACAACAGGUGCUCCCAAGGGUAUCGUUUAUGAUCACCAGCACCUUAUGCAUGGAGUGUACUUCUUUGGGAGCCAAUGCCAAGUGGAUUCGACGUCAGUUGCGAUGCUAAAGUCUCCGUAUUUCUGGGCAAUCAUUGAGUGGGAGAUGUUUCCGGUGCUCGCGCAAGGUGGAAAGCUGGUGGUAGCUUCAGCAAACGGACACAAGAGUCCUGAGUAUCUGGCGAACACCAUCGCAGCCGAGGAGGUCAGCGUCUUCAUGGUUACCCCACAGGUUCUCGACCUGGUCCUGGAUGUACAUGACUCUCAAGGAAAUGCAAGGCCGCUCCGUUCGGAGGAUGUCCAGGCCAGCGAGUGUGAGCUGAUCACGAGCAAGCCGAUUCUCGCGGGCUUUGAGCUCCUCCUGAAGAGACCUUUAUGCAGCGCCUGCCUGCUUACUCACGCAUUCUUCAUCUCUAUUUGGACAUCAUCAUCCUAUGCCGCUCUGAAGGUGCAGCCUCUCCAUCUGGAGCCGUACAACACCAGGCUGAAGAGCGCUGUGCAGUCCUUGCGGGACGAUUUCGGACAGAAUGCUGAAGGUAUGCUGUCCGAUGCUAUCUUGAUAUGGAGUCUUGAUUCACACCUGCAGACACAUCACAACUAUUCGGACUUGACCCAAGCUGUCGAGAAGGAGCUGAAGCAGUUGCAGAACACAGACGUAUGCCAAAAAUUAGAAUGGAAGCCUGCGAAGCUUGCAAAGAGCGAAGAUGCUGCUGUUAUGAGGCUAGACCUGCAUUCGAAAGCUUCCAUCGGACACCGGAACCCCUGCUUGUACAGAAUCCGUGAGUACGUCCAGACAGUGGACCGCAGAUUUGGAAAACUCAAUGUAGCGAUGGCCGGCCCGCAUUCAGUGGUCGAUGCCUCCUAUGCGCAAUGCGACAGUGAGACGCUUUUUCAUCUUACCCUGAGCACACCGCUUCUGGUACUGCUAUUGAUUCUCGGCGUUGGUACGCUGCCACGUGCCAUUACACCGUGCUUCUGCCUUCUUGGCAGUGUUCCGGCCUCACGCAGCCUCGUCGUUCUGGUCAAGGCGCUUUGGCCAGAUUUGAAUAUGGUCGGACCUGACACACAGAUUCUCUUCGUGCAGUUGGCCCUUGCCUUUGACUACGCACUGUUCUUCUGGGUGCGCUUCUCACAGGAGCGUCGAUCACGUACAACUGCAGAGGUGGAUGUCGUGCUCAUGAAAACAUUGCAGACUUCAGGCUUUGUCAUUCUUCUCAGCACCUCUAUCCUUGUGGUUACAUUCCUGGGUGCAAGCUGCUACCCUGACUUGAACAAGCUAGGCUACCUUUAUGCAACCUUGAACUUGGCAUUCGGAAGCCUGUUUAUUGGGUUAUACAGCAUCACUAUACCACCGGUUUUGGCAUCCAUAUUUCCAUCGCUGUUCGACGAGCCGCAUGAGAGCAAUAUCUUGUCGGGCUGGAUGCAACGAGGAUCUAAAAUGGUUCAGCGCGGUUUCUUUAGGCCCGUGGCGGACGUGAUCACCUGUAAACCCUGGAACUACGUGGCGCCGUUUCUUGUUUUAGCAUGCUGCAGCCCCCUAAUGAUGCACAUGUGGCAUCUUCGUGCAAACUUUGAUGUGACCCUCACCGACUUUUCUACAUCUGUUCCUGAAUAUCAUGCUUAUGACUUGGUUCGGAAAAAGUUCGACGACCGAGAGGGGAGGCAGAUGACGCUGUUGAUGACUUCUUCCAAACUGCUCGGGAAUUCUUCCGACCUCGUGGACACGGGUGAUUGGACGCGAAGCAGACCAUUUCAGGAAGCAGCUUGUCAUGUUGCGAGAACCGUGCUAAAAGACGACAAGUGCCAAUCUGCGGAUGUGACUAGUCACGAGAUGGUUGGAUACUGGUGGGACUCUCUGUCCGGCUCCUGCGUACACAACCCGAACUGGCACGAGAAGUUCAUUUCCGAUGACGGUGUUUCCCAGAGAAUGUUUAUGUUCCCGGACAUCGACAACCUGGAAGGAGCUGAAGCUCAAGGAUUGAUUCGCCACUUUUGGGAAGUCAUCGAACCCAAGGUGUCGAUUCAGAAUGGGGAAGGUGAAACCCUCUUCUCUUUGCAUCUGUACACUCCGGUGGCCGAAAACAUGCUGCUGGAAGCUCAGUACAGGCGCUCGGCCCCUUGGAUCCUGGGCAUCACCCUGGCCAUUGUGUGCUGCAUGGUCACAGCUUUGUUCCAGUCUGCUUUCGUUGGAAUCAAGAUGGUCUUCACGAUUGCGCUGCCGAUUGUGGCUGAGUACGGCUUUGCUGUCGGAGUUUUUCAAGAUGGAUGGCUUGCCUGGGCUGGUGUUGAUGCCACAGGUGGCUUAAAGUGGACAAUGGUGCACAGCACUUGCGGCUUCCUCUUUGCUUUAGCGAUGGAUUAUGACCUCUUCCUCUUCGCCCGUGUCUACGAACGCAGACAACAGGGCUAUGACAACGCCUCAGCUGUGCGCCUGAGCCUUGAAGAAACAGGCCCUCUGAUUACUCUGGCAGGGACGAUCAUGGUGAUAUCUUUUGCAUUUGUUCUCCUGUCCUCCGUGCCGGUGAUUGCGCAGAUGGGUUGUUUGUACUGCUUCGGGGUGGCUUUUGACGUGUACGUCGUCCGUAUCUUCUUGGCACCGGCCGCACUUUGCAUCUUUGAGAACAUGAACUACUGGCCGGGGAAGGUGCCUAAGCCUUUUAUCUGUUACCCUGACAAGCGGGACUUGGUGAAGCACAUUGUGACAGUUGGCGAGCCGUUGGGAUGUGCAGUCGCCAAUCGUCUUGUCCGCACCAGAGGUGUGGAGGCGCAGCUCCACAAUUUCUACGGCGCAUCCGAGAGUUCUUGCACUGUAUACACCGUGCCCAAAGAAGGCAUCGACCUGGACCUCUUUCCAUCCAAGGCCCCAUGCGGUCGGCCACAGCCACAUGCAAAAGUCUUCGUGAUGCGAGAAGAAGCUCAGGAAUCUGGACCUCCUGUUCUGGUGCCCGUUCCAGGUGGUGAGGCAGGCGAGAUUUGCUUCGGCGGCGUUCUGGCAGCGUGCUACUGGAAGCAUGAUGAGCUGACAGCCCAGAAGUGGAUUGACACGAAGGACCUCGGCAGACUGUACCGAACUGGAGACAUGGGCCGCUGGAGAGCCGGGCAGCUGGAGGUGAUUGGCCGCGUUGACCGCCAGGUGAAAAUCCGGGGCGUUCGUGUCGAGCCCGAAGAGGUCGAAGCAGUCCUCAGAAGGUACCACUAUGCGACCAGCGAGGACAGUGGGCCAUCUGGCCUUGAGCUAGGCAGUGGUCCACGACCAGGGCUCAAAGAGGUCGCAGUGGUGGCUUCCAAGGAACCUGCUGAACUGGUGGCUUUCGUCAGCCUCCGCGAAGGCUUGGAUGGAGCUGUGACUCCAGACACCCUUCGGGCUCAUUGUCAGUCAAGUGCUGAAGAGGAGGUUGUGUUGUGUCUGCCUGUGAGGAUGCCCUGCAAUCCGCCACCUGCCCCACGUCGGUGCCAGAGCCAGCCUGUCGGCCUGCCACGAGGAGUUCCUGAGCGUGGGGUCCAGGGGACUUCAGACCGAGAGCUAUACGGCGGUGAUUCAAAGAAGCCGCUGGCGAGCAAAGUCGGCGGCUGUCCUUUGCAGGAAGAGUUUAGGCACGAAGGCGAAGGCGAAGCCAGAGCCUCCAGAGCCUCCAGAGCCUCCAGGGCCGCCAGAGCCGCCAGAGCCCAGAGAGAUCAGAGAGAAGCACAUCCACGUCCAGGAACCUCCAGCAAAGCCACUGCCGUGGAGCCCAAGGAGGCAGAGACAGCUGCUCGCCCAUCUCGAAGGCCUUCCUCGCCUCUGCAAAGGCCACCGCUCACGCAGCGAUCGCAGGACCAGUGCCAUUGGAUCGAGCUGACAUCUCUGCCAGCUGCGUGGAAUUCCUCUGCCAUUGACAAAAUGUGCAGAAGAUAUGGUGAUAUCUUGGGGCCGUAUCGAGACGACAAGACGGAUGGCCAGUUUCGAGUGGGCUAUCCUUUGAGGGAAAUAGCAACCACGGCCGUGAAAAGCCUGAAUGCUAAAUUUGCUGCAAAGGGGGUGGCAGCCACAGCCAAGUUUCUUCCAAGCUCAACGACCGAAAGGCAGAAGGCCUUUGUGGAUGAGCUGCUCGCUAGCAACACUCUCAAAGGUUGGGAAGUGGAAUCGGAAGCAGCUCAACGGCGAGAGCUCUUCCUCUGGAACUUGCCAGAUCGUAAACCCGCCCAACUGUUCUUGUGGUUGCAAGGUGGAAGCAAGCAGGAUUUGGAUUGCAGGGUCCCUUUUGAGCCGUUCGAGAGCCACGAAUGGCUGGGCAAAUGCGGCUAUGUUCGGUUCCAGAAGCAUGAGUCUGCGGCCAGGAUGCUGCUGGAGAUACCGCAGAGGCCCGAGAAGUGCCGAGCGGCCUGGUCGUUCUCAGAGCGACUGAUCGCCUGGAGAGAAACAGCGCAGAGCAUCGUCCAGGAAGCAGAGUUGGAGUUGCAAUGCCAGUCGCUGCAGCUGCUCGGAGACGGGCUAAAGAAGCGUCUAUGCUUCGAAUGGGAAGGUGCAGCAGCUGAUCUUGCAGCAACUCGCUCGGGGCUGAAGGAUCGGCUUCGAAGCGCCCUGGAAAGCGCCAUGGCGAUGCCUUGCGUCCUGGUCCGCGGCCUCGCCAAGAGCUGGACGGAGAACAGCCUGAAAGUCUUGUUUGCUUUCUAUGGCGGCACGUCAACAGUCAAUAUCGUGCGAAGCGAAAGAGAAGUCAGCUGCUAUGUGCAGUUGAAGGAGGCAGCAAACUCCGAAAAGUUUGUUGAGCAGUGGAAUGGAAAGCACGUGGGUGAUGAUGAGUCCGGUUUGGAGCGCUGUCAGAUCUCGUGCCAGAUAGUUCCUUCGGCGCAGAUGCCUUCACCCCAGGCAUCCUCGCAAACAAGCGAACCUGGAACGCGGACCAAGGCGAAAGAGGGAGGUGUGCUCGAGUGCGAGUGCGAACUUAGCCCAGCAAAGACGACGAGCACCAAGACACCGCGGCAGGAAUCUUCGAAGCAGAAGCGGGAGGUCUUCACCGGCAAGCCGAGACUGAGACCCUCUUCGAAGCAGGAGAACCUCCCGGCACGACAUGCUGGAGGUCCUCAGCCCAGUGGCUCCACAAUGCCACAAAGCGGAAGCAGAAGCAGCAAAGCACUGCUUGAUUUCUCGGAUAGCAACCGGACGCCAGAAACGCCACAACAUGCCAAACGAGGCCGUGUCGAGGCACCACGACCGGUAUCUGAAGCUACUCCAGCGGCUGCUCGCCGGACGAUGAUGCAAACUCAAACAGCUGCUCGCCGGAAGAUGCUUGAGGAGCGUCGUCAUUGCACGACGGCUUUUGAAGAUCUCGGCUCGCAGCCGCUGCGGCAGAAGAGUGACCUGGUCGAGCUGGACCAGGCCAUCCAACGGCUCACGCAAGCAAUCAAAGACUACAUGCACACGGAGGGCUUUGAUCGCCCCCUCGUGGACGCGUGCCUGCGAGAUGGGGAGUCCUUCCAAAGCAAGCUGCAGCAGGAGGAGCAGCGCUUGCAAUACCCGCAUCGUUCGCGCAGCAGGAGACGAUGCAGCCAGUCGCAAAGCGCUUCGCGACUGAGAGCCCCGGUGGUGCUGAAGCCAAGGAUUGCCUGA
Messenger RNA from Symbiodinium sp. CCMP2592, 7488 nucleotides. NCBI's taxonomy places the organism in Eukaryota, Dinophyceae, Suessiales, Symbiodiniaceae. The record is from the annotation of a GenBank genome assembly.